GACGCAUCUGCUCUACUGACCAACAAGAUGGCAGAUAUCUAUGAGAAUAAUGAUUUUCAUCAUGUGGGGGAUCAGAAACAAUUUAAGGCUGGGAAAACACCAGAGCCAUCAGGGCAUCAGUGGUGUGAUGAAGAUGAUGAGAGUGAUGCAGACUAUGAAAACAUUGAACACACCCUAGAAAUGAAGGAGACCAGCCAAACCCCAGAGAGGAGAAGGCAGGACAACUCAGAGAAAGGAACAGAAGAGCUGAAAUCUAGCACAACUGCUGCUUUUUCCAUCAUUCUGCUGUAUGUCCUGCUGUUGAUGGUCACUCUGGGUUGGGUAGGCUUCAUCACAGUGGUCUUCAUAAAGUAUUCUGCACUGACAGAAGAGAUUCAGCACCUCCGAAUGAGUCACAUCACCUUGAAGGAGAACAUGUCUCAGCUGUCGUCCAGCCUGAACAGUUCAUCUUCCCAGCUCCAAGCUCAAGAAUGUAUAAAAGUGUGCCCCUGUGACUGGAUCCUGUUCAGUGGAAGUUGUUACUAUUAUUCAAAGGAAUCAAGAAACUGGAGUAGAGCUCAAGAGUACUGUGUCAACCAGGCUUCUAACCUUGCCAUUAUCAACAAUGUAGAUGAGCUGAUAUAUCUAAGACAAAAACUGUCUUCCAACCACUGGGUGGGGUUGAGUGACCGUAACACUGAAGGGAGCUGGAAAUGGGUGGAUGGAAGACUAGUGGAUAUGAGUGACAAGUACUGGAAUGCUGGGGAGCCGAACAAUGUGAAGGACGAGGACUGUGGAGAGCUGACAGACAGGAAAAUAAAUGAUAGGUCUUGCAGCUCAGACAUUCCAUGGAUUUGUGAGAAGAGAGCCUAACCACCUCAGCUGUUCUGGCUUCAUCUGUUCUACCUAAAAUUAGAAAAUAUCAUGUUUAUCUAACUGUCACUUUUUAACAAGACAUGGGGUCAAAGGGAUGGGUGUGAAACUCUGUUAUGCAUUUGCAUCUUUAUUUUUGGUUUCAUUUUAGCGCUUUCUGCCUUUCAGUAUAGAGGCUACAAAUAACUGGUGUGAAAACAGCCCGGUGUUUUCAAAAUCACAUUUGAAAAUAACAAGCAGCUCAGUCAGUGUUCAGUAUGAAUUUGGAACAUCAGUGUCCAUCCUGUGACUAUCAUUAUCUGUGUUCAUCCCAAUAAGUGACUGUAAUAUUCAGAUAUCAUUCUGAACAUGACAGAAUUUAUCUGAAUCACUGAAUUAUUCCUUUCUCAUUUUUUAACUUUGUGGCCCUGAAGUGGAAAUGUCACAGCUCAGUUCAUUCUUAUACUAGACAAAGCAUAAUCAUAACAAUAUUUCAAUGUCAGAAAUGUAACAAAGUGAGAUUGGAACUGAAAAGAUUUUGUGAUCGUUUAAUGUUUGAAGAGACUAUCACAAAGUCUCUCGUGAUGUCGAUGGCAGUGGAGCUAGUCCUGAAUGGACAGAGGUGAAAUCCCAUUAUUUCCAUUCCCAGAAGCGCAUCUCAGUCCUCUCCCAGAUGGGGAUCCCAAUCCAUCGCAGGGACACAGAGGGAAGAAAAAUGUGAAGGUACAGUAGUCAUUAUCAUAGCCAACACACCAUUGGGAGUGGGGAGGAAACAAGAGCACUGGGAGGGGGACGACGACGACACACGAACAUGCAAACUCCAAACAGACAGAUUGUCAAGGCUGAAAACUUAAGCUAUGAGGCUGCAGUGCUUACAACCCAAAAGAAAUCUGUGCUGAUCAAUGUCAAUGUUUGUCAUACAAAUCUCUGUAAUUGCACAAAAUUGUAAUGCCUUUUCUGUUUCUACUAAAGCCUUGCUUUUCCAUUUAAAAAUGUAAGUUCUGAUUAUUUUUUUCAGCAGGCUUUUUUUCACAGAUCUGAGAAUUACUUUUCACAAAGAAGAGGUUCACUGUGCAAAGGUUAUACCAGAUAAUGCAAAAUUAGUUCUGGUUACACAAAGCCACAACAUCUUUCACUACCUAAACCACACUUCUAUUUCUGGCUUUCUAUUCUCUCUUGAGAAUUUUACU
Messenger RNA from Lepisosteus oculatus (spotted gar), 2021 nucleotides. Its product is annotated as CD209 antigen-like protein E. The record is from RefSeq and is a predicted model, not a curated record. NCBI's taxonomy places the organism in Eukaryota, Metazoa, Chordata, Actinopteri, Semionotiformes, Lepisosteidae.